This is a messenger RNA of Epinephelus moara (kelp grouper), 3382 nucleotides long. Its product is annotated as cullin-5-like. Gene Ontology annotation, molecular function: ubiquitin protein ligase binding. The coding region runs from base 35 to 2377 and encodes 780 amino acids. NCBI's taxonomy places the organism in Eukaryota, Metazoa, Chordata, Actinopteri, Perciformes, Serranidae. The transcript has 19 exons. Gene Ontology annotation, cellular component: SCF ubiquitin ligase complex; Cul5-RING ubiquitin ligase complex. The record is from RefSeq and is a predicted model, not a curated record. Gene Ontology annotation, biological process: SCF-dependent proteasomal ubiquitin-dependent protein catabolic process; protein ubiquitination.
CGCGAGAUUCCGCGAGGUGAUAAGUUGAAGAAACAUGGCGACGUCUAAUUUGUUAAAGAACAAGGGGUCCCUGCAGUUUGAGGACAAGUGGGAUCUGAUGCGGCCCAUCGUUCUCAAGCUGCUCAGACAGGAAGCCGUCACCAAGCAACAGUGGUUCGACUUGUUCUCAGAUGUCCAUGCUGUGUGUCUAUGGGAUGAUAAAGGACCAGCCAAAAUCCACCAAGCCCUUAAAGAGGACAUCCUAGACUUCAUCAAACAAGCACAAGCUCGGGUGCUGAGCCACCAGGAUGACACGGCACUGCUAAAGGCCUACAUUGUAGAGUGGAGGAAGUUCUUCACCCAGUGCGACAUCUUGCCCAAACCCUUCUGUCAGCUGGAGAUCACGCUCAUGGGCAAACAGGGCAGCAACAAGAAAACAAACAUGGAGGAUAGCAUCGUACGCAAGCUGAUGUUGGACACAUGGAACGAGUCAAUCUUUUCCAACAUUAAGAGUCGCCUGCAGGACAGCGCCAUGAAGCUAGUGCACGCUGAGAGGCAGGGGGAGGCCUUCGACUCCCAGCUUGUCAUAGGAGUACGAGAGUCGUACGUGAACCUGUGCUCUAACCCAGAGGACAAGCUGCAGAUUUACAGGGAUAACUUUGAGAAAGCCUACCUGGACUCCACAGAGAGGUUUUACAGAACACAGGCGCCAUCCUACCUGCAACAGAAUGGCGUCCAGAACUACAUGAAAUAUGCAGACGCAAAACUGAGAGAAGAGGAGAAGAGAGCACUUAGAUAUUUAGAGACACGUCGUGAAUGUAACUCUGUUCAAGCACUUAUGGAGUGUUGCGUUAACACUCUGGUAACCUCAUUCAAAGAGACAAUCCUGGCCGAAUGUCCAGGGAUGAUCAAACGAAACGAGACAGACAGGCUGCACCUGAUGUUUUCGCUGAUGGACAAGGUUCCCAGCGGGAUCGAGCCCAUGCUAAAAGACCUGGAAGAACAUAUCAUCAAUGCUGGACUAGCAGACAUGGUGGCUGCUGCCGAGACUAUCACUACUGACUCGGAGAAGUACGUGGAGCAGUUGUUGACAUUGUUUAACCGCUUUAGUAAGCUGGUAAAGGAGGCCUUUCAGGACGACCCUCGCUUCCUCACAGCAAGAGAUAAGGCUUACAAGGCUGUUGUCAAUGACGCCACAAUCUUCAAACUGGAGCUGCCAAUGAAACAGAAAGGUGUGGGUAUGAAGACUCAGCCAGAGUCAAAGUGUCCUGAGCUUCUGGCAAACUACUGUGACAUGCUGCUGAGGAAAACUCCUCUCAGCAAGAAACUCACCUCAGAGGAAAUCGAGCUCAAACUCAAAGAAGUGCUCUUGGUAUUAAAGUACGUUCAGAAUAAAGACGUAUUCAUGCGUUACCACAAAGCUCAUCUGACAAGGCGCCUGAUUCUGGACAUAUCAGCUGACAGCGAGAUUGAAGAAAACAUGGUGGAGUGGUUGAGAGAAGUAGGAAUGCCUGCAGAUUAUGUGAACAAGCUGGCCAGGAUGUUUCAGGACAUCAAGGUCUCAGAGGACCUCAAUCAGGUCUUCAAAGAAAUGCACAAACACAACAAGCUGGCGCUGCCAGCGGACAGUGUGAACAUUAAGAUCCUGAACGCCGGAGCAUGGUCACGAAGCAGUGAGAAGGUUUUUGUCUCACUGCCCACAGAGCUGGAGGACCUCAUCCCUGAGGUGGAAGACUUCUACAAGAGGAAUCACAGCGGUCGCAAACUCCACUGGCAUCACCUCAUGUCCAACGGCAUUAUCACCUUUAAAAAUGAGGUGGGACAGUACGACCUGGAGGUGACGACCUUCCAGCUGGCAGUUUUGUUUGCCUGGAACCAGAGACCUAGAGAGAGAAUCAGCUUUGAGAAUCUCAAACUGGCCACAGAGCUGCCUGACGCAGAGCUACGUCGUACACUUUGGUCUCUAGUGGCCUUCCCCAAACUGAAGAGACAGGUGUUGUCUUAUGACCCUCCAGUUAGCUCGCCCAAAGACUUCACAGACAGCACGCUCUUCUACGUCAACCAGGAGUUCUCACUCAUCAAAAACUCCAAAGUCCAAAAGCGAGGAAAGAUCAAUCUGAUUGGUCGGCUGCAGCUGACCACAGAGCGAAUGAGAGAAGAGGAGAAUGAAGGAAUUGUUCACCUCAGAAUACUCAGAACUCAGGAGGCCAUCAUCCAAAUCAUGAAGAUGAGGAAGAGAAUCAGCAAUGCCCAGCUUCAGACGGAGCUGGUGGAGAUCCUGAAGAACAUGUUUCUGCCUCAGAAGAAGAUGAUCAAAGAGCAGAUCGAGUGGCUCAUUGAACACAAGUACAUAAAGAGGGACGAGGGAGACAUCAACACCUUCAUCUACAUGGCCUAGGCAGCAAGGGAGGGAGCGCUUUCUUGCUCUGUUUUUUACUCCUGGCCUGCAACCGGCACUUAAAGACUCGGCGAGAGGAGAUGGAACAAAAGGAUGUGUGUGAGGACAAGGAGAAGGGUGAAGAUAAGUGGGGAGUGUGUUGAAGAAUGAGGAAGAGCCUUUUCAACAAAAGCGUGGGUAUUUAUUUGUGUUUGUGAGACAUCAGUGUGUUACCGAGGUGAGAUCAGACUGUCUGUCUGUCUCUGCCGUCCUCUAAUAUCGAUCAGAGCAGAGGGACGCCGCCUGCCCGUAGCUGGAAUGAAAAGACAUAGUGACAUAAUUAAAUUAAAUACUUCCUGCCUUACUUUGUCAGCAAUGGACUGCGGAGGAGGAGCUGUGAGGAGGGAACGGAGGACAAAUGUAACAAGCUGAUAUCAAUCUUUUGCUUUCACUUAAUGCCACAGCUGCCAUCUUAGCGGCAGCCAUUUUGCAUCCCUCCUAUUCUACAUUUGUCUUAUUUUUGAACUGGGAAUGCAAAAAAGCCGCAAGUGAAAGCUGCCAUUGAGGAGGAGCGGACACUGAUGGAUUAGCUCAAACUACCGAGGAGUAUUUUGCCAAAUUGUGUGUGUGUGUGUGUGUGUGUGAGUGUGUGAGUGAGUGAGUGUGUUAGUGUGUGUUUGCGUGCAUGGUGUGUAUCUGGUCUUUUAGGUGUGUGUGUAUGUGUGUGCACUUUCAACAGCAUGCUGCUCCAUGAUUUUUGUUUGUUUGUUUACUGGAGGAUCUGUCACACUUUGUGAUUGUGUUUGAGAAAGCUGGGGAAUCAAGACCAGCCGCGCGUUUUAUAUGCUGAUAUUUAGUUUUUCUUUUUAUCCCCUGUGGCAGAUAAAGUUUGUCAACAGGUAUACAGGUAUUGUCUGGAGACCCCUCUUGUCUGUCUUGGGAAAUGAUCAUACUGCAAACUAUUUAUUUGGUGCGUAAAGACCCAUGCUCCAAAAAUUGUGACAUUAAAUACCAGCUGAAAGCAUC